GAGGGAUAAAGGACUUGGAGGAGGUCUCACUUGUGUUUCCUGGAGGAGAGGAGAAUGGCAAGUCUGGAUGUCAGUCUGGUCCUCUUGCUGCUGUGGUCCACAUGUGUACACGCUCAGUGGUGGACUUUCAUCUGGGCAAGUCCCAGGAGCACCUCUGCUCCUGCACCCACACCCUCAGACCUACCUGGGACAGCAGUGUGGGACCAGACCCCGGCCACCGUAGUCAUCACGUCCACACCUGUGGGCGGGACACAAGGUCCAGGUGUGACCAGGGCUCUGAGCGGUCCCGGCAGAUCCCGCUUCAAACCGCUGAAGCGCUGGAAGACUGGUUCCGGCAGUCACCUGGACCUGACGGAGUUAAUCGGCGUCCCCCUCCCUCCUUCCGUCUCCUUCACCACGGGCUUCCAGGGCUUCCCCGCCUACAACUUUGGGCCUGAAGCCAACAUCGGCAGACUCACCAAGACCUUCGUGCCGGGGUCAUUCUACGUGGACUUUGCCAUCAUUGUCACGAUACGGCCGGCCAGCCAGAGAGGAGGUGUGCUCUUUGCCAUCACAGAUGCCCGUCAGAAGGUGGUGGAGCUGGGCUUGGCCCUCACUCCGGUCCGUGCGGGGCUCCAGAGUAUUUUACUGUACUACACCGACAGCCAGGAGUCCUCCCACAGCCACAAAGCUGCUGCCUUCAGUGUGCCAGACAUGACCGACACGUGGACACGCUUCACCGUUGUGGUGGAGCGCGAUGAGGUGCGCCUCUACAUGGACUGCGGGGAAGCCGAGAGGACCACCUUCAGCCGGAGGCCGGACCGACUCACUUUCUCGCGCAACUCCGGCAUUUUCGUGGCAAACGCGGGAAGCACGGGGCUGGACAAGUUUGUGGGGUCCAUUCAGCAGCUGAUCAUCAAAGACCACCCCAUGGCGGCAGAGGAGCAGUGUGAGGACGACGACCCUGACGUGUCAGGGUAUGGCAGUGGGGACGACGACAGGGACACAGAAGAGGACAGCGCGCAGGGCAGGACAGCGCAGGAAGAAUCUGCUCCAGUCAGAGCUCCGCCCACAAAGGCUCCAAAGUUGGAGGGGGACAAAUAUUCUGUGGAGCCCAAUGAACAAGUCUUGCUUAAAGGACCUGAGCAUAAAAACAAUCCUGAGGCAAGUUCUGAUGAGGGUCACGUCAGGCACGCUUCUAAAGGAGAAACUGGAGAACCUGGACCGAGCGGACCGCCUUGUCCUCCUGGGCCCACUCGCUCACCUGGGCCCAGAGGUCCGCCAGGACCAGCAGGGACCUCUGGAGACCCGGGACAGCCCGGCAGAGACGGACAGCAGGGCGUGAAGGGCGAGAAAGGAGACGGCGGCCAGAGGGGACCGCAGGGAUUUCCAGGUUUGGGUGGCGAUGCUGGAGUCAAAGGUGAUAAGGGAGACCCUGGAUCUGGUUUACCAGGACCACCUGGCCUUCCUGGGCCCCCUGGGCCGCCCAGAUCGCGGAGCGUACCUUAUGGAGACGAUGCCCUGGGUUCUGGGUUUGGGGACCUGGAGACCGACACUGAGCUCAUUAGGGGGCCCCCUGGGCUGCCGGGGCCUCCAGGACCACCUGGUCUUCCUGGGCCCGACCCAUCAUCAGGUGACCUUGACCGGGGCCUCUUUCACACCUAUGCUGGGCCAACUGGGGCCCCGGGGAAAGAUGGAGUCAACGGCCAACCGGGAGUACCAGGUCCAGCAGGUAAAGGUGGCUCUGCAGGCUCACCUGGUGCUGUUGGAGAGAAGGGUGACAGAGGCUUGUCUGGAUCACCUGGACCUAAGGGCGAACGUGGGUCUGUGGGCAUAGCCGGGUCAGCGGGACCGCAAGGGCCCGGCGGUCCUCCAGGAAAAAGAGGCCCACCAGGACCCCCUGGGCCCCCCGCUUCUGCAGCAACCCAAUUCUUUGUGGAGGACAUGGAGGGCUCUGCUGAGAGCCACAUGCUCACUGCAGCCACAGUCCCAGUCCCAGGGCCACAGGGUGCCCCCGGUCUACCUGGUCCAGCAGGUCCCAAGGGUACAGGUGGGGCCCCGGGUCCACCAGGACUCUCCAUCAAGGGUGACAGAGGGGAUCCAGGUCCAGACGGCAUGCCAGGUCCUGCUGGAUUACCAGGUCCCAGGGGCAUUAAAGGAGAACAUGGUGCUUCAGGUCAAAAGGGAGAUUGUGGAGUGGAUGGACUUAACAUCAUGGGACCCCCUGGGGCCCCUGGACCUCCAGGACCUGUCAUUAGUCUGUCAGAUGUGCUCCUCAACGUCACAGCAGGGGUCUUCAACUUCACAGAGAUCAGAGGACCACCCGGCCUGGCCGGUCCUGAAGGUCUGCCUGGCAAAGCUGGAUUUCCUGGUCCCAGAGGGCCAAAGGGCAACAUGGGCCCCACAGGCAUCCAGGGGCCAGCAGGGCUGAAGGGUGCAAAGGGCGAGCCAGGGGUCACCAUUGCUGCUGAUGGAUCCCUGUCAUCUGCACCAAGGAGCCCCCAGGGUCCUAAAGGCAUCCAGGGUGACCAUGGUUUUCCUGGACCUGCUGGACCAAUGGGCCCACAUGGACCUCCAGGACAAAAAGGAGAGUAUGGAUUCCCUGGACGUUUAGGACGACCUGGCAUGAUUGGCAGGAAAGGAGAAAAAGGAGAUUGUGUCCAGCAAGCGGGACCUCCUGGUCCACCAGGUCCACCUGGACUUCCAGGGAGAAUCAUGGGACUAAAUGGAACCGUGUUCCGGGUGCGCCCCAGACCGCACUGCAAAGAGGGAGCAGGAACAAAGUCAGGUGUGACUUCUAAGGGAGACGUGGGCACACCUGGGGAGCAUGGCACACCUGCUCCUCCCCUACUAGAAGGAAGUGCUGGUGCUAAAGGUGACCAGGGAUCCAAAGGUCAGAGGGGAGAAAAGGGUGACCCGGGCCCACCUGGUCCUCCAGGACUGCCAGGGCGGUCAGGACUUGUGGGCCCAAAAGGCCAGUCAGUCAUUGGCCCACCAGGCCCCUCUGGUUCUCCGGGCCAGCGUGGAGCCCCGGGGUUCGGACGCCCUGGUCCAAGAGGGUCCACGGGCCCGGCAGGACCCCCAGGACCAGUGCUGGCCGCUGGAUCAGCAGGUGUCAAGGUCCCAGGCCCCCCUGGUCCUCCAGGACCUCCAGGACACGUCAACCCGGUGAGCGCCUACAAGACAGUCCAUGCUCUGACCAGAGAGACCCAGAGGGCUGCAGAGGGAACCCUGGCCUACGUGUCUGAGAGCGGCGGACAUCUGUACAUCAGAUCACACGGCGGCUGGCGCCAGGUCCAGCUCGGGGAGAUGAUCCGUUCUGAGUCAGCACCUGAGAGCCAGAGCAAAGCAGCAGAGAGGAGCAGACCACACAGUCAGGAGCUGCAGGAGGGGGGGAGAAGAUACCAGCCCAGUUAUAACAUCCUGCCUCACACCUUCACUGCCGUGGCUGGGCUCCACCUGGUGGCUCUGAACGCCCCACUGAGAGGGGACAUGAGGGGCAUCCGGGGGGCAGACUUCCAGUGCUACCAGCAGGCUGCUGCCCUGGGACUGACCAGCACCUACAGGGCCUUCCUGUCCUCACACCUGCAGGACCUGGCCACCGUGGUCAGGAAAGCAGACCGCAGCGACAUGCCGGUGGUCAAUCUGAGGGGGGAGAUGUUGUUCACCAGCUGGACCUCCAUCUUCUCUGAACACGGAGGAACAUUCGACCCAUCCAUACCCAUCUACUCCUUCGAUGGACGCAACGUGAUGACACACUCUGCAUGGCCCGAGAAGCUGAUCUGGCACGGUUCCAGCGCCGCAGGAAUCCGCGCAACCACAAACUACUGCGAAGCGUGGCGGACCGACGACAUGGCGGUGACGGGCCAGGCGGCGCUGCUUCAGACGGGACGCUUGUUGGGCCAACACACGCGCUCCUGCUCCCAGCAAUACAUGGUGCUGUGCAUAGAGAACACCUACGUGCACACCAGCAGCUGAAGGACACACACAAACAAACGUGUCACAUAAACAUGUCACACAAACAAACGUGUCGCACAAACAAACGUGUUGCGCUAACAAACGUUUUACAUAAACAUGUUACGAAAAGAAGCGUGUAAAAAGUGCAUCCAUUAUUAGAGUACUAACACCAUCUGGACAUGCAGAAGCUGCAGCUUCACAAACAUCACAAUGACUGUUCACUUUUGAUUGUCAUCUUCACAACAGUAUGUUGUAUUUAUUCACACCUUGACAAAAUGUGUCAAGAUUUUGUAGGAUUUUUUUUUUAACCAGUUUACUGUCACAACCCAUUAGUGAUCCUUGUUGUUUGUGUUCCUGUAACAAGUUAGGCAUGGAUGUCUGUAUUUUCUACUAGGAUGACAUCAUUUCCAUAUUUAUACCACAAUGUAGCAAGUUGACUUUCACAUUGUGAUGAAAGAAUGAAUGUACAGUUGAUAUAAAUGUUCAUGUCCACACAUGAGCUAGACAUUGUUUAUAGUUUUCUCUCACCAAGUAUUGAUUGUGAUUUUAGUUCUGCACAGUAACAGAAGUUUUGUUUUUUUAAUGUUGUUUUCCGUCAUGUUUGAUUUUGCUGUUGAAACAAAACUUGAGAACUUUUGUACUGACUGGCUGAUUGUCACUGAAUAAAUAUCUAAAUACAAUUUUGUUUUUUUAAAGAAUUGCCUUCCUGAGUUUAAUAUUAGGGCCGUGCAGCUGCAAAAUAAUCCACCAUAGAGCCUGUAAUUAUACACUUAUAACAUACAGUAAUAGUCCAAAGUCAUCACAGGUCUUGAAGUUUGUGUUUUCAGA
Messenger RNA from Entelurus aequoreus (snake pipefish), 4764 nucleotides. RefSeq names its product collagen alpha-1(XV) chain-like. The record is from RefSeq and is a predicted model, not a curated record. NCBI's taxonomy places the organism in Eukaryota, Metazoa, Chordata, Actinopteri, Syngnathiformes, Syngnathidae. The coding region runs from base 55 to 3957 and encodes 1300 amino acids. The transcript is spliced from 43 exons.